UUCCGGAUAUUACUUCGUUCACUGUAGACAACGUAAAUCUGCACCAAUCCUUCGAUGUUCACUUCACCGCCGUGUGCCCUGACGCAUACUGUUAUGGAAUCAGCGUGAAUGACCUCAGCAUUCAAUACCCAGUGACAACGGAUACCACAGUUACUUAUGAUGUACCGCCCUGCACUGACUUGACGUUCACCCUCUAUUUCAAGAACUGCGCCGAUGAAACCGACGCCGGAUGCUCAACGGACUUGCCGUACAUCACAGAUCCAGUUCCGGAUAUUACUUCGUUCACUGUGGAUAACGUAAAUCUGCACCAAUCAUUCGACGUCCACUUCACCGCCGAGUGCCCUGACGCGUACUGCUAUGAAAUCAGCGCGAAUGACGUCAGCAUUCAAUACCCAGUGACAACGGAUACCACAGUUACUUAUGAUGUACCGCCCUGCACUGACUUGACGUUCACCCUCCAUGCCAAGAACUGCGCCGAUGACUCCGACGCCGGAUACUCCAGGGACUUGCCGUACAUCACAGAUCCAGUUCCGGAUAUUACUUCGUUCAUUAUAGACAACAUAAAUCUGCACGAAUCCUUCGAUCUUCACUACAUCGCCGUUUGCCCUAACGCGUACUGCUAUGGUAUCAGCGUGAAUAACAUCAACCUUCAAUACCCAGUGACAAGGGAUACCAGAGUAAACCAAUGGUUACCGCCCUGCACUGAACUGACGUUCACCCUCCAUGCCCUGAACUGUGCCGAUGAAUCUUACGCCGAAUACUCAACGAGCUUGUUGCCAUUCCAUACAAGUCAAGCUCCGGAUGUUUAUGCGUUCACUGUAGAUAACAUAAUACUGCACGAAUCAUUCGAUGUUCACUUCAUCGCCGAGUGCCCUGACGUGUACUGUUACGGAAUCAGCGUGAACGACGUCAGCAUUCAAUACCCAGUGACUACGGAUACCACUGUUAAUUAUGAUGUACCGCCCUGCACUGACUUGACGUUCACCCUCUACGCCAAGAACUGCGCCGAUGACUCCGACACCGGAUACUCAACCAGCUUGUGGCCGUACCACACAGAUCCAGCUGCGGAUAUUACUUCGUUCACUGUAGAUAGCGUAAAUCUGCAACAAUCUUUCGAUGUUCACUUCACCGCCGCGUGCCCUGACGCAUACUGCUAUGGUAUCAGCGUGAAUGACGUCAGCAUUCAAUACCCAGUGACAACGGAUACCACAGUUACUUAUGAUGUACCGCCCUGCACUGACUUGACGUUCACCCUCUACGCCAAGAACUGCGCCGAUGGAUCCGACGCCGGAUACUCAACGAGCUUGAUGCCAUACCACACAGAUCCAGUUCCGGAUUUCACUUCGUUCACUGUUGAUAACGUAAAUGUGCACCAAUCCUUCGAUGUUCACUUCACCGCCACGUGCCCUGACGCGUACUGCUUUGAAAUCAGCGUGAAUGACGUCAUCGUUCAAUACCCAGUGACAACGGAUACCACAGUUCCUUAUGAUGUACCGCUCUGCAGUAGCUCGACGUUCACCCUCGAUGUCAAGAACUGCGCCGAUGGAUCCGACGCCGGAUUCCCAACGAGUUUGCCGCCUUACCCUACUGCAGGACAAGUGGAUGGCUUGAACGUAGUCCCGUACAGCCCCCUGGGCAGUUGCUACGCCUACAGCUCUCUCCACACCACACAAGGCGAUGCCAAAACAAGGUGCUCCAGAAACAGUUUGAAACUCAUCGACUCCAGAAACAACCUUGAUGCCUAUAAGUUCUUUACGACCGUUGGUAAGGCUUGGGUUGAUCUGAAUUAUAAUGGAGUAAGCUGGACGUGGGGGGACGGGUCUACGCUCCUCUCGAACGAUGCGCUCUGGGAACCAGGCUACCCAAAACUGCCUACCAUAAGGCAGUGCGCGUUAGUCAUGAAAAAAACCAAGCAACUUCGCAACGGCAAGUGCACGCGCAAUCUGACCGCAACUUUGUGCAUUCAAUAAAACCGUUGCAAUUUCGACCCCGUGAAAAACAUGGUUAGUGAGGUGGAUAUAAAUAUCGGCGAAUUAAUCAGCAUGCAAAACCUUUUCGGAAUGCGUUUUAUUUUUCUCAGAAAUAGUCACCUGGAAGUCACCUGGAAAAAACUGGCUAUUUUAAAUGAUCAUCCAAAAAUGUUUUAACUGGCUAUCAAGAAAUUAUAACCUAAAGAGCUUUAACGAACUCCUGUAUAGCCUCAUCGGCAACACAUAGCUUAGCUAGGCAGCGAAUGGUCAAAAUUUUAUUGAAGCAAUAAAGCUUCCAGCUUUUUCCCUGUAUGAAUUGCACUGCAUUGAUCAAGCUGUGAGGUGAAAAUGAAAGCAAUAAGUAUAGAUAUGUUGGGACGCUGGUUAAUCGAACUUCUGAAUAGUCGAACCUUUGGAUGACUGGACCACCCAAUGAUCAUCGGAUCACUGACUAAUCGGACCACGAAUAAUUGGACUGACUACAAUUGGACCACUGACUAAUUGAACGUUUACGUAUUUCUUGUCAUUAGUUGUUCUCUGAAUAAUUUGUAUUAACCACGCUUCA
Molecule: messenger RNA, 2535 nt
Organism: Hyalella azteca
Lineage: Eukaryota; Metazoa; Arthropoda; Malacostraca; Amphipoda; Hyalellidae
Exons: 8
Source: RefSeq, a predicted model, not a curated record